AUGGAAUUGAACUUGCAAAAGAAGCCCGUCAUCGCUAUUGCCGGUGCUGGUCCCGGCAUCGGUGAAGCUAUUGCCCGUCGCUUUAUACAGGAGGGAUUCGCAGCCGCUUUGAUUGCCCGCACGGAAGACAAACUGAAGAACAUGGCGCGACAAAUCGAAACAGACCACGGAACGGGAAGCGCACGAUACUACGUUGCGGAUCUCAGUGAAGAGGACUCUGUCAUUGCCAGCUUUCGAAAAGUCCGCGUGGAGCUGGGGCCCGUUGACGUCCUUGUUUACAACGCCGGAGCGCGGCGGGUGAACGGCAGAUCUAUUCUCGACACAUCAUCUGCGGAGUUUGACAACUUCGUCAAGAUCAAUCUAUUCGGCGCCUUUUGGUCGGUCAAGUGUGUUCUGCCCGACAUGCUGAAAGUGGGGAAGGGCACGAUUAUAUGUACAGGCGCGACGGGGUCGCUCCGUGGCAUGCCUGGCCUGAGCAGCUUCUCACCGGGUAAAUUUGGGUUGCGAUCGCUGUGUCAGAUCAUCACCCGGGAAUACCAAUCCAACGGAAUUCAUGCGGCACAUAUCAUCGUGGAUGGUCCUGUCGACGGCAAGCUUAUUGGUGGUGUGAUGAGACGGGCUUGGCAACGUGAGGGUACUACGGACAAGCUAGAAGAUGUCUCGUCUUAUCUUGUGUUGCCCGAAGACUUGGCACAUACCUAUUGGUUUCUCCACACGCAACCGAAAAGCACAUGGACGCACGAAUUGGAUACCAGGGCGCAGAAGGAGAGCAUGUUUUCAAAAUUGUGA
This is a messenger RNA of Sporothrix brasiliensis 5110, 789 nucleotides long. RefSeq names its product short-chain type dehydrogenase. The transcript has a single exon. Lineage: Eukaryota; Fungi; Ascomycota; Sordariomycetes; Ophiostomatales; Ophiostomataceae. The record is from RefSeq and is a predicted model, not a curated record. The coding region runs from base 1 to 789 and encodes 262 amino acids.